Molecule: messenger RNA, 624 nt
Organism: Trichomonas vaginalis G3
Lineage: Eukaryota; Parabasalia; Trichomonadida; Trichomonadidae
Product: protein of unknown function, DUF4106 family
Exons: 1
Coding region: 1-624 (207 amino acids)
Source: RefSeq, a predicted model, not a curated record
AUGUCAAAAGUUCAAGCCUCUGUCGUUAAAGUUCCAGACAGUGAACUCAUUGAAUUUCUUCAACGUUACAUUCGACGUAAGAGGAAAUAUUAUGCUAUUGUAGAGUUCAUACAGUCAGGAAUGCAAAAGACUUCAGAAGAGAUGGAAAGAAUUAUUGACAAACACCACUUACGUCAAUACUCAGGAGUUUACGAUAUGAAACGACUGACAAACUACAUUCUGUCAAAACUUUCAAAAUACCCCUUCAAAAAGUAUCCUUCAAACACUCUGCUCGUUUGUGACGACUUCGCCGGAAAAGGUUUAGUGUCAAAAGCAGACUCACCAUUAGCUAACAUCAUAACUAAAGUCAGACAUUACCACUUAACUGUAGCAAUACUUAUGCAAACAUGGCGUUUCCUUGCUUUAAACAUAAAACGUCUCAUAACUGACUUCGUUAUCUUUCAAGGUUUCUCACGCUAUGACAUUGAACUCAUUUGGAAACAGUCAGGUAUAACAUUACCUUUUGAAGAAAUUUGGGAAGCAUAUAAGUCUCUCAUCUCUCCUCGUUCAUACCUUGAGAUUCAUAUCAUGACUAAUACCAUUAAAGUCAAAAACAUUCCAUGGGAACGACCAACAUUGUUUUAA